Rhizophagus irregularis DAOM 181602=DAOM 197198 is the source of this 1950-nucleotide messenger RNA. RefSeq lists its product as uncharacterized. Lineage: Eukaryota; Fungi; Glomeromycota; Glomeromycetes; Glomerales; Glomeraceae. Gene Ontology annotation, molecular function: ATP binding; protein kinase activity; protein binding. The record is from RefSeq and is a predicted model, not a curated record. Gene Ontology annotation, biological process: protein phosphorylation.
AUGUCCGACAUAAAAAAUAAUAAAGUUACCGUAAAUACAAAUGAAUGGAUUAAUUGGAUUGAAGAAAAUAUUUUUAAAAAUAACUUAAAAUAUUAUGAUUAUAAUGAUUUUCUAUAUAUUGAAAAAUUCUGUAAUGGGAAUUUCGGAAAUUUUUAUCGUGUAAAAUGGAAAAAUUCGGAUCAUUAUUUUAUAUUAAAAUCUUUUAAUAUUGAUAAUGUUGAUAUAAAAGAAAUCGUUCAAGAGAUUAAACUUUAUCGUGAAAUUGAUUCUCAUGAAAAUAUCAUUAACUUUUGUGGAAUUACAAAUAAAGAAAAUCAUAAUGAUCAAGCGAAAGAAUAUUUAUUAGUAAUGGAAGAUGUUGAUGGUAGAUCUCUUCGUAGUUAUUUGAAAGAGAACUUUAAGAAUCUUACUUGGGAAGACAAAUACAAAUUGGCGUACCAGUUAACAUAUACUAUAUCAUUUUUACAUGAUAAAGGAAUUAUACAUGGCGAUUUGAAUUCUGGUAAUAUAUUAGUUCAUAGGAAUACUACUAUAAAAUUAGUAGAUCUUGGAUUAUCAAAUAGAAUCAAAGAAAUAUCUAAACAAUCAUCAGAUUUACUUGAUAAAAUUCCUUAUAUUGAUCCAAAAUGUUUAAUUGUUGAAUCAAAUAAUAUAGUACGAUCGUUUAUAUUUAAUGAAAAGAGCGACGUUUAUAGUAUUGGAGUACUUUUGUGGGAGAUAUCAAGUGGUAAAUCACCGUUUGAAGGUAAAUUGUACGAUUCUAAUUUGGUAAACCAAAUUUUACAAGGUUACAGAGAAACUAUUGUUUCAAAUACUCCUCUUGAUUAUUCUAAUCUUUAUAUCGAAUGUUGGAAUGGAGAAUCAGAUAAUAGACCAGUAAUGAAUCAAAUAAUUUCUAAAUUACGAGAAAUUAUUAAGAUACAAACGGAUGAUAAUGAAAAGUUAGAUAACAAUCAUAAUAAUAAUAAUGAUUUAUUUAAAGAAUCACAAAAAAUUAUUAUUCAAAAUUUUGAUAAAAUUUAUUUGAAAGAAAUAAAAGAAACAGAACCAACAAUUCAAUAUAUUCAUAAAAAUAUAUCUGAAGAAGAUUUAGGUAUUGUGAUUGAUGAAUUAAUGAAAUUUUAUCUUCAAUGUUUAAAUAAAGGUAAAGAAGAAUAUGUUAUAAGAAGAUAUAUUUUAAAUUAUUUUAAUAAUCAAGAGAUAAAAUUACAAGAAAUUUAUAAUUGGCUUUUAAAUAAUAAUAAUAAUAAUCAAAAUGAUUCAAAUUCUAUUUAUUUACUUGGAUAUUUUAAUUAUCAUGGAAUUAUAACUUGUACUAAUAAACAUAAAGCUUAUGAAUUAUAUCAAAAAGCGGUGGAAUUAGAAAAUGUUGUAGCACAGUUAGUUCUUGCUAGUAUAUAUAUAGAAGGAAAAGGUAUUAAAAAAAAUUAUAAUAAAGCUUUUGAAUUAUCAAAAAAAUUAGCAAAAGUAGGAAAUCCAAAUGGAAUAAAUAGGUUAGGAUAUUGUUAUAGUAUGGGAAUUGGAACUGAAAUUAAUAUGAAAAAAGCAUUUAAAUUAUAUCAAAAAGCAGCAGAUUUAGGUAAUAUUAGAGCUCAAUGUAAUCUUAUUAAUUUAUAUCUUGAUGGUGAUGGUACAGAAAAGGAUUAUAAUAAAGCUUUUGAAUUAGCUAAAAAAUCUGCAGAAGAUCAUUCAGAUGGAAUGAAUUUAUUAGGUUAUUGUUAUAAUAAUGGGAUUGGAACUAAUAUUGAUAAGAAAAAAGCAUUUGAAUUAUUUCAAGAAGCAGCAAAAUUGGAAUGUUGUGAUGCUCAAUAUAAUCUUGCUUUAAUGUAUGAAGAUGGGGAAGGUAUUAAACAAAAUAUAGAUCAAGCCAUUUAUUGGUAUAAAAAAUCUGCUAAUCAAGGAUUUCAAAGUGCACAAAAUAAAUUGAAAUAUUUAGGACAUAAUAAUUAA